GUUCAGCCACAUAACCCAAAAUCUGAAAUAAAAAAAAAGGAUAAUGGUCCCCACUCUGUCUAAACAGAUAACCACAAACCGAGAGAGAGACUACGCAGUUAGACUUGACUAGUAUCCUCAUUAACACGUAUCUCUCUACACACAAAACCUAACGAAGCUGAGAGGGAGCCUCCUAGUCGAUCGUACCCGAGAAUGCACCGGCUGCUACUUGAAUCCCACGUUGGCGGUGGAGGAGGAGAUGGGUACCUGAGGGACAUGAACUUCGACGCAAACAUGGUGAUCAUACUCUCUGCUCUGCUCUGCGCUUUGAUACUUGCGCUUGGGCUCAAUUCGAUACUCCGGUGUGCGAUGCGAUGCGGCUUCGGGCUAUCCUCAGCGGCAUCGACGGUGGCGGCAGACAGGCCCGGAUUGAAGAAGCGAGAACUGAAGAGGUUUCCCGUGGCCGCGUACGGGUCGAGCGGGGUGGAGAUAGCUACGACGGAGUGCGCCAUCUGUCUGGGGGAGUUCGCGGACGGUGAGAAGGUCCGAGUUCUUCCGCCGUGUAAUCACAGCUUCCACAUGUCCUGUAUCGACACGUGGCUUGUCUCUCACUCUUCCUGUCCCAAUUGUCGGCACUCGCUCAUCGAGUUACACGUGGCAGGAUCAACCUAAACUAUAGCAAGCUGCUCAGAGUGAUUAGUCGUAAGUUGAUUUAGUUAUUUGUCAGAUUAUGGGCUCCUGGUAGCUCUAGCAGUUGUGAUAGUCUAUUACAGUUGUAGACUUUUUUUUUAAGUAAGUAAUCAGUCUUUGCAUACAA
Molecule: messenger RNA, 796 nt
Organism: Brassica napus (rape)
Lineage: Eukaryota; Viridiplantae; Streptophyta; Magnoliopsida; Brassicales; Brassicaceae
Product: RING-H2 finger protein ATL74
Exons: 1
Coding region: 193-651 (152 amino acids)
Biological process (GO): protein ubiquitination
Molecular function (GO): transferase activity
Source: RefSeq, a predicted model, not a curated record